AUGGCCGAGGACAUGCGGGACCGCAACGACCCGGAGCUGAAGUAUCUGUCGGUCGAGCGGAACUCGUUCAAUGAUCCGGCUACACAGGCCGAGUGGACACAGAAGCGGCUCGUGUGGGUGCCGCACGAAACACAGGGAUUCGUUGCCGCCAGCAUCAAGGGCGAGCGUGGCGAUGAGGUCGAAGUCGAGCUGGCCGAAACCGGCAAGCGCGUUCUGGUACUUAAAGACGACAUUCAGAAAAUGAACCCGCCCAAGUUCGACAAAGUCGAAGACAUGGCCGAGCUGACCUGCUUGAACGAGGCGUCGGUUCUGCACAACAUCAAGGACCGAUACUACUCCGGCUUGAUAUAUACAUACUCCGGACUGUUCUGCGUGGUGGUGAACCCGUACAAGAAGCUGCCCAUCUACACCGAGAAGAUUAUGGAGAAAUAUAAAGGCAUCAAACGGCACGAGGUGCCCCCACACGUGUUCGCCAUCACAGACACUGCGUAUAGAUCGAUGCUGCAGGAUCGAGAGGAUCAGUCCAUCCUGUGCACGGGCGAGUCUGGUGCUGGCAAAACGGAAAACACAAAAAAAGUUAUCCAGUAUUUAGCCUACGUUGCGGCGUCGAAACCAAAAGGAUCCGUAGCGAUGCCAACGCCGGCGCUAAUUAUUGGUGGUCAUCAUGCGAGUUUAUCGGGCGAACUGGAGCAGCAGCUUCUUCAAGCGAAUCCCAUACUGGAAGCGUUCGGUAACGCCAAGACGGUGAAAAAUGAUAACUCGUCUCGCUUCGGUAAAUUCAUUCGGAUAAACUUUGACGCCUCGGGCUACAUCUCCGGGGCGAACAUCGAGACGUAUCUGCUGGAGAAGUCACGUGCCAUUCGCCAAGCAAAGGACGAGCGUACAUUCCACAUCUUCUACCAGCUGCUGGCCGGGGCAUCGCCCGAGCAGCGUGAGCGCUUCAUCCUGGACGACGUGCGGACGUACCCGUUCCUGUCGAACGGCGGGCUCCCGGUGCCCGGUGUGGACGAUUACGCCGAGUUUCAGGCGACGGUCAAGAGCAUGAACAUUAUGGGCAUGACGGCCGAGGACUUUAACUCGAUCUUCCGCAUCGUCAGCGCUGUGCUGCUGUUUGGCUCGAUGAAGUUCAAGCAAGAGCGCAGUUCGGACCAGGCAACGCUGCCGGACAAUACGGUGGCGCAGAAGAUUGCCCACCUGCUCGGGCUGAGCGUAACGGACAUGACGAAGGCGUUCCUGACGCCGCGCAUCAAGGUCGGGCGCGACUUUGUGACCAAGGCCCAGACGAAGGAGCAGGUUGAGUUUGCGGUCGAAGCGAUUGCGAAGGCGUGCUACGAGAAGAUGUUCAAGUGGCUGGUCAACCGGAUAAACCGCUCACUCGAUCGCACCAAGCGGCAGGGUGCCUCGUUCAUCGGUAUCCUUGAUAUGGCCGGUUUUGAGAUCUUCGAGCUGAACUCAUUCGAGCAGCUGUGCAUCAACUACACCAACGAAAAGCUGCAGCAGCUGUUCAACCACACCAUGUUCAUCCUGGAGCAGGAGGAGUACCAGCGCGAGGGUAUCGAGUGGAAGUUCAUCGACUUUGGGCUCGAUCUGCAGCCAACGAUCGACCUGAUCGACAAACCCGGGGGCAUUAUGGCGCUGCUGGACGAGGAGUGCUGGUUCCCGAAGGCGACCGACAAGUCGUUCGUGGAGAAACUGGCCGCGGCCCACUCGAUGCACCCGAAAUUCAUGAAGACGGACUUCCGCGGCGUGGCCGAUUUUGCGGUCGUGCACUACGCUGGCAAGGUUGAUUACUCGGCGACCAAAUGGCUGAUGAAGAACAUGGACCCGUUGAACGAGAACGUGGUCUCGCUGUUGCAGGCCUCGCAGGACCCGUUCGUGGUACAGAUCUGGAAGGACGCCGAGAUCGUCGGCAUGGCGCAGCAGGCUCUAACCGACACGCAAUUCGGUGCACGCACCCGUAAGGGCAUGUUCCGCACGGUGUCGCACCUGUAUAAGGAGCAGCUGGCCAAACUGAUGGACACGCUGCGUAACACGAACCCGAACUUUGUGCGCUGCAUCAUCCCGAACCACGAGAAGCGGGCAGGCAAGAUCGACGCACCGCUGGUGCUGGACCAGCUACGGUGCAACGGUGUGCUGGAGGGCAUCCGUAUCUGCCGCCAGGGCUUCCCGAAUCGCAUCCCUUUCCAGGAGUUCCGCCAGCGGUACGAGCUGCUCACCCCGAACGUAAUCCCGAAGGGCUUCAUGGACGGCAAGCGGGCGUGCGAACAGAUGAUCAAAGCGCUCGAGCUGGACGGCAACCUGUACCGGAUCGGGCAGUCGAAGAUUUUCUUCCGGGCGGGCGUCUUGGCGCAUCUGGAGGAGGAGCGCGACUACAAGAUCACCGAUCUGGUGGUCAACUUCCAGGCGUACUGCCGCGGUUUCCUGGCACGCCGGAACUACCAAAAGCGCCUGCAGCAGCUGAACGCGAUCCGUAUCAUCCAGCGGAACUGUGCCGCCUACCUGAAGCUGCGCAACUGGCAGUGGUGGCGGCUGUACACGAAGGUGAAACCCCUGCUUGAGGUCACUAAACAGGAGGAGAAGCUGGUGCAGAAGGAAGACGAACUGCGGCAGAUCCGCGAUCGCUUGGACAACCUCUCAAAGAGCUCGCAGGAGUACGAGAAAAAGUACCAGCAGGCGGUCGAGGAGAAGACGCACCUGGCCGAGCAACUGCAGGCUGAGAUCGAGCUGUGCGCCGAAGCGGAAGAGGGCCGUGCGCGGCUGGUCGCUCGCAAGCAGGAACUGGAGGAACUGAUGCAGGACCUCGAGUCGCGCAUCGAGGAAGAGGAGGAACGUGUCAAUGCGAUGACUAACGAGAAGAAGAAGCUCCAGAUCAACAUCCAGGAUCUGGAGGAGCAGCUCGAAGAGGAGGAAGCCGCCCGCCAGAAGCUUCAACUAGAAAAGGUGCAGCUCGACGCGAAGCUGAAAAAGAUGGAGGAGGACACGGCCCUGAUCGAGGACCAGAACCAGAAGCUGGUGAAGGAGAAGAAGCUGCUGGAGGAACGCGCCAACGACCUCUCGCAGACGCUGGCCGAGGAGGAGGAGAAAGCGAAGCAUCUGGCUAAACUGAAGGUGAAGCACGAGUCAACGAUCGCAGAGCUCGAAGAGCGCCUGCUGAAGGACCACCAGCAGCGCCAGGAGUCGGACCGGUCGAAGCGCAAGAUCGAAACGGAGGUGGCCGACCUGAAAGAGCAGAUCAACGAGCGGCGCACACAGAUCGAGGAAAUGCAGCAGCAACUGGUGAAGCGCGAGGAAGAGCUGGCCCAAGCGCUGGUGCGCAUCGAUGAGGAGUCGGCCUCGAAGGCGGUGGCCCAGAAGACGCAGCGCGAGCUCGAGUCACAGCUGGCCGAAAUCCAGGAGGAUCUGGAGGCAGAAAAGAUCGCCCGCUCGAAGGCCGAAAAGCAGAAGCGCGACCUGAACGAGGAGCUGGAGGCGCUCAAGAACGAGUUGCUCGAUUCGCUCGACACCACCGCUGCUCAACAAGAACUGCGCUCGAAACGCGAACAGGAAGUGGCCACGCUGAAGAAAACGCUCGAGGAUGACUCGUCCAAUCACGAGGCGCAGAUGAUGGACAUGCGCCAUAAGCACGCGCAGGAGAUUUCGUCCAUCAACGAGCAACUGGAGAACCUGAAGAAGGUGAAGGGGGGUCUCGAGAAGAGCAAGCAAACGUUGGAGGCCGAAAACGCCGACCUCACCUCCGAGCUGCGCAACGUCAACCAGUCGCGUCAAGAGAAUGAUCGCCGCCGGAAGCAGGCGGAAACCCAGAUUGCAGAGCUCCAGGUUAAACUGGCCGAGGUGGAGCGAGUGCGCGUGGAGCUGCAGGACAAGGUAACAAAGUUACAACAGGAAACGGAAAACAUCACUCAGCAGUUGGACGAUGCCGAACUGAAGGCUUCGGCGGCCAUCAAGAGUGCCGGCAAUCUUGAAAGCCAACUGACCGAAUCGCAGCAGCUACUGGAGGAGGAAACGCGCCAGAAGCUGGCCCUCAGUUCAAAACUGCGCCAGGUCGAGUCCGAGAAGGAGGCGCUCAUGGAGCAGCUGGAGGAGGACGAGGAGGCCAAGAAGAGUUACGAGAAGAAGCUGACCGAGCUGAACGUAACGAUUCAGGACAUGAAGAAACGUUCCGAGGAAGAAUCAGACAUUGCUAAAGAGCUGGAAGAGUCCAAGAAAAAGAUGAACAAGGACAUCGAGACGCUGCAGCGCCAGAUCCAGGAGCUUCAGGCCGCCAACGAUCGUCUAGAUAAGAGCAAGAAGAAGAUCCAGUCGGAGCUGGAGGACGCGACCAUCGAGCUGGAAACCCAGCGCACCAAGGUGUUGGAGUUGGAGAAGAAGCAGAAAAACUUCGACAAGGUGUUGGCCGAGGAGAAGGUCAUCAGCGAGCAGCACGCCCAAGAGCGGGAUGCGGCGGAGCGGGAGGCUCGCGAAAAGGAAACCAAGGUGCUUUCGCUGACCCGCGAACUGGACGAGGCGUUCGAGAAGAUCGACGAACUGGAACAGAAGCGUAAGGCGCUGCAGAACGAACUGGACGAACUGGCCAAUACACAGGGAACGGCCGACAAGAACGUGCACGAGCUGGAGAAGGCAAAGCGUUCACUCGAGAGUCAGCUGGCGGAGGUGAAGGCACAAAACGAGGAGCUGGAGGACGAUCUUCAGCUCACGGAGGACGCCAAGCUGCGGCUGGAGGUGAACAUGCAGGCGCUACGGGCACAGUUCGAGCGGGACAUCCAGGCGAAGGAGGAACAGUCGGAGGAAAAGCGGCGCGGCCUGGUGAAGGCGCUGCGCGAUCUGGAAGCUGAGCUGGACGAGGAGCGCAAACAGCGGGCGGCGGCCGUGGCCGCAAAGAAGAAGCUCGAGGGGGACCUGAAGGACAUGGAGGCCACUCUCGAAAUGAAUAACAAGGUGAAGGAGGACGCUCUGAAGCAGGCCAAGAAGCUGCAGGCACAAAUCAAGGACGCCAUCCGGGACGCGGAGGAAGCUAAGGCGGCUAAGGAGGAGUUAGCGGUUGUUAGCAAGGAAGCGGAGCGCAAGGUGAAGGCCCUCGAGGCGGAAUCAAUGCAGCUGUCGGAGGAUUUGUCCAGCUCAGAACGAUCGCGCCGUGCGGCUGAAGCCGAGCGCGACGAGCUGCUCGAGGAGAUCAACUCAAACUCGAGCAAGGGUUCGCUAAUGAUUGAUGAGAAGCGCCGACUCGAGGCCCGCAUUGCGGCUCUCGAGGAGGAGCUAGAGGAGGAACAAUCAAACUCGGAGCUGAUCGUCGACCGGAACCGCAAGGCACAGCUGACGAUCGAGCAGCUGACCACGGAGCUGGCGACCGAGAAGUCGAACGCGCAACUACACGAAACCGUCCGGUCGGGCCUGGACCGUCAAAACAAGGAGCUGAAGGCGAAGCUGUCCGAAAUCGAGACGGCCCUGCGCACCAAGGUGAAGGCGGCAGUCGCCACGUCCGAGGCGAAGAAUGCGAACCUCGAGAAGCAGCUCGAGACGGAAACGAAGGAACGGCUGAUGGUGCAGAAGAUGAACCGCAAGUUGGAGAAAAAGGUCAAGGAGCUGACAAUGAACAUCGAGGACGAACGGAGACACGCCGAUCAGUAUAAGGAGCAGAUCGAGAAGAUCAACAACCGGAUGAAGACUCUAAAGCGCAAUCUGGACGAAGCGGAAGUGGAGAUACAGAUGGAGAAGACGCAGAAACGCAAGGCCCAGCGGGAGUGCGAAGACAUGCUCGAAAGCCAUGAAGCGUUAUCGCGGGAAGUCAAUGCUCUCAAAUCGAAACUGAGACGAGGUGGUGGUACAAUGAGCCUAAGUUCGUCCCGCCUGACGCCAAAACGCGAGAGCGACUCGAUGUCGUCGGUGCAGGACGAAUCGCUCGAUGGCGAGGACAACAGCAACUGACGACGAACGCCGACGUCUUCCACUAAUGGCAAGCAGCAGAAGCAACAGAAUCAUUUCCAACAUCAACAACACCAGAACCAUCUUUCCGGCAACAACCAACAGAACCAGCACCACCACUACUGAUGGUGUAAUGAUGAUGAGGCGCAUGUCCGAUCGAGGAUCGAGUGGAGGAACACAGCAAUAUGCCGGUAGUAUGGCGCAAUCGGAGAGAGUGACGACGCCAGCCGAGGCGAGCGCGUUUUUGUGUUUUUUUUGUCUGUCGGGUAUGCGUAUGUGUGUACGACUGAUGAGGACGUACCCUCCUCGACCCUCGGCACUGUGAAUAGUAUGUUUUGGUAGGGCAAGCAGGAUUAAAAAAUAGUGUCUAUUGUCUAUUGCUCUCUUCUGCUACUAAUGUGUAUGUGUUUUUGUUUUGUUUUUCGUUUGUGUGCUUAGUUCAUGAUAACACCGGGUGUGUGCGGACAGUUGGUUGGUAGACGCAGCUCGCAGCAUGAUGAUCUGCGCGCGUCCAGGUGAUCAUUGUGUGCGUUGAUUUAAAGGGAUAAAGAAAGAUAGCGGACGGGGUUAGGUUCUCACACAUUCCGGUUAAAAUAGGCGCGUGCAUGGUAAGGACACGACAACGAAGCACACGCGCUGUUCAACCCUACUUAAGACUUUUAUCCUUCGCACAAGUGCGCCGCCCAACUCACGAGAACACCUCUUCUAUCGUCCGCAUCAAUCUUUAUUGAUGUCCGCGUGUUUUACAUGGAUAAAAAUUGAGGUUUUAAAACGUUCCGUGUUAGCCUUUUAGUCCUUCCGCACAGGGACUUAGUGAUUUUGUGGCGGCUAAUGUGGUUGCCGAGCUUGCGCUGUCUACUUUGAUUACUUCGAGAGUAUUUGUUGAUUUGUCUGAUGCUCGGUGGCGGCAAUCUCUAGCAACCAUCGAAUGAAAGGUUCAAGCGCGAAUGAUGUGAUUGAAUGUUGAUUGCUCUUUUCUAUUAUCAAUUCCUGGUCGGGGAAUCGGAUUUGAGCAUAUCUAAGUUGUAGUACCUUUACUAAAUGGGUUUUUAUUCGUUUGUACAGUAGCGAAGAGGAGGCCCGAAACGUGCGGAACACACGACACAGAAUGGUGAAUGUGUGAACGACAGAGCGAAUCCGUGUACCGUUAGCAAAGUGCCAUGUUUUAAUAACAAUCAAUUCUAGAUAGAUCGAACUAAAUCGAAAAGAGAGGCGAGCAGUUCGACGACAAGAAGAGAGAUAGAGAGAGAUAGUGUGGAGCAAAAUGAUGUGCCUAUUUUGUUUUUCUGUUUUUUUCUGUACUUCACUUUGAUUGUGUCUCAUGUUGCCGGAUGUUUCUGAUUCUGCGUUCACAAGCGAUGCUUUUCGUGUGUUGUUUCUUUAAACUGAUCGAUCGGGUUGCAGUAAGGGCGCUUUACCCGUUUGUCCGUUGACUCAACCGAGGACACACCACAAUGGACCGACCACCAGAUAUGUUAAGAUGUGUCUUUUUAGGCCACGCGGCGCUGUGUAACGAGAUCACAGGGAAAGAAGUAGAUCAUUAAUAUCAUCAUAAGAUCAUCGUUAUUGCGAUAUAUAGGAAAAAAGUGGGUAAAAGAUAGAGAGAGAGACAGAGUUUUAACUACGCAUAUGGAGAGGGAGAGAGAAACAGAGAGCGAGCGAGCGUAAGAUAGUGAGAAGAGCAGCGCAAACAAGACGCGCCAUUUCGGACAUUUUAAUUUUUGCUUUUGACUAUUAUUUAAUGAUUUUUUCUCUUCCUUUUUUCGUUCUCUAUUUAACUACGUAUUAUUACUAUUAGUUUUUACGCGAUUAUUGCUUUUACACACUACUGUGCAAAAACAGAGAGCGGGAGAGAGAGAGAGAGCGAGCACAAUCGAGCUCAAAAAUACGCCCCCAGGGUAGACAAACAAAUGAUAGAUUUUUCAUAAACACACGAACAACGCCGCGCAUCGGACCCAAACCGUGUUUUGCGCUCAAGACCCCCCAUUCGUUUGCAAGGUACUUGCUUGCCACCAGUUUGCCUAAGCUCUAUCAAAGUCAGGCCAAGCAAAAAGAAAAGGGCCAAACAAAAAACGAAUAUCAGCAAACGCCCCACAUCUCUCUCCCCUGUUACAUACAUUUAAUAAGCCUCAUGUACUUUUUUAUAGAAAAAGAUAAACUGCGAAUACAGCAGCAGCCACAAGUAAUUAAAAUUGAUAAUAAAAUAU
Messenger RNA from Anopheles bellator, 8126 nucleotides. It is a transcript of the gene zip, whose product is annotated as myosin heavy chain, non-muscle. Gene Ontology annotation, molecular function: cytoskeletal motor activity; ATP binding; actin filament binding. Gene Ontology annotation, cellular component: myosin complex. Bases 1 to 5922 code for a protein of 1973 amino acids. The transcript is spliced from 13 exons. The record is from RefSeq and is a predicted model, not a curated record. NCBI's taxonomy places the organism in Eukaryota, Metazoa, Arthropoda, Insecta, Diptera, Culicidae.